Messenger RNA from Gallus gallus (chicken), 12751 nucleotides. It is a transcript of the gene PLA2G10, whose product is annotated as phospholipase A2 group X. The record is from RefSeq and is a predicted model, not a curated record. The transcript has 6 exons. Gene Ontology annotation, biological process: arachidonate secretion; lipid catabolic process; phospholipid metabolic process. Lineage: Eukaryota; Metazoa; Chordata; Aves; Galliformes; Phasianidae. Gene Ontology annotation, molecular function: phospholipid binding; calcium ion binding. The coding region runs from base 12089 to 12562 and encodes 157 amino acids.
GGGUACCGCGCAUGCGCUGUGAGCCGAGCGGGCAAGGCGGGUACCGCGUCCAGGUGCGGGCUGGGGGUCGGUGAGCCGCCCGGCAAGGCGGCGUGCCCGCUUACUGGCUUUCUCCCUUCGCGGGCACCGGGAUGGUCCGAGGGCGUCUGCGUUGCUCGUCCGGGAUGAGCGCGAAGUCGAGGACUCGUUCUACCUUCUACCCGUUCGUGCCGGAGCCCGACAAGACGUUCUUACGAAACCUCUUCUGCCGCGUAACGUGAGCGGGCGGGGGGCGAGGGGGGGCGCGGCCCGCGCUGCGCUGCGCCGCUCUGCUCUGCCGGGCAUCGGCACUGUGGCAUCCGCGGGCACUGCGGGCGGCGCGGUGCCUCAGCCAGGCGGGAGAGGCGGCGGUCGGACGCUGAACCGUUAGUUCAGUACGUGUGUAUGGAAUGGAGGUCCUGAAGAGGCCCGUUUGCGCCGACGCAAAGCCGGGGUUGUGGUUUUACCGCAGGGACUGAAGGACGGUGGGAGAAGCAAACAAGCGAAGCGUGCGCGGUGCGGCGGUCUCAGCCCGGUCGCGGGCCGGGCCUGACGCGGUAAGUAAGGUUGGUCCGUUCCGCGCUGCCUUUGUUUGCACGCUGAGCGGCGUAGGAAAGCAAACACUUUGUCAUCCUCGUCCCGAGCAGCAGAGCCGUGCUCAGCUCUCGGCUGGCAGCAUCAGUCCUGGUGGCUGAUCGCUGUGUUGCCGCUACCACAGCGCGGUGCGAGCCCCGCCGCUGGGCUGAGGGUGGCAGAAGCGCGCCCGAAAAUGACACCAGGUGAAGUUAAAGAUAAAAGAGGCUAUGAGAAUACCCGGCCUGUCGAAUCCUUAGGGAACAAAGCCGAUGUGCUAGAAGAGAUUGCUGAACAAACUGUUCAGAUUUGGUAACGAAUUGUCCCUGUGAAGCAGCUGAGCAGCACACAGCUUGGCGCUGCCACAGCUCCUGGGGAGUCCCGCUGUCGGUGUGCAGAGCACCCUGAGAACGUGGCAACAUACGACAAAUGUCUGACCAAAAGUACACUUUUUGUGGAAAUAAUACUUUCAGCUUUUCUAUUAAUUAGGCUGUAAGUGGUAACGCUGUUAUCUUCCUUCAUCUGCUUAAAUUAUUCGUACGAUUCAGUAAUUAGCUACUCCGCAGAGCAGCCUAGUAGUUACACUUCAACCAUGCUGAGCUAACUCACUGUCACGAGCUAACAGGUGAUCGCUGCUCCUGUUACGUAACCUGAUCCCAUUUCAUUUAUGGCAGCCUACAUAAACUUACUAUUUUUGACAGAUUCGAUUGCUGAUGGAAUUACACUGAGAUGAAAAACAGAACUUGAUUGUUGUUGCUUGUGAGAGAGAUUAAAAUGUCCUUUUCAGGGAAUUUAGAAACAAUGCCUUUUGGUAUCAAUAAGUAGAGCCCUCAGUACCUGGCUGGAACGUCAUUGCAGUCCGCUAGGACACCUUGGUGCUGCCUUGGGGAGCUAAAACUCUUGUCUUCUCCAGGCCUGCUUUAAGAGACGUUUCAUUGCUAUUUGUACUGAUGAUUUUGAACAAACAAUGUAGGUAAAUAAUACUCGACAGAAACAGAAAAACCUCACAUCCGAGGCGUAACGAGAAGUUACAGAGCUUUUCUGUGCUUCGGAGCAACUCGGUGUUCUUGACCAGCUUAAGCACUGUAGUAGAAUUGUGAGUCAGAAACGUGUAUUUUAGGUGCCUUCACAAGGCUGACCAAGAACCUGGCUGAAAAUAAACUAAAGAAACAGAACAGUCUUUCGAGCUGAAAAAUAGACCAAGAAAGGAAUUACAGGGCAGGCUGUGGGGAGAUCACAGUACGAGUCAUUACACUCAUCUUUGUUGUUGUUUCUGAAGUGCUUAUUUAAAAAUCCCAGGGUAAUGUCAUCUUUAGUUUUUGUUGUCUUUGUUGUCAUACAUUCUACAUUUUAAAUUCAGAUGCCAUGUAGUUAGGAGAAUUUUCUCUGAUAAAAGUUCCUAUAAAGUCUUGGCAGAUAGAACCUGAGCAGCAGGUUGUUGUUACCAUGUCCCAUUAUUUGCAGGGUGCCUUGAAAACGGAGCAAUUCUUUUUUGUUGCUUUUAUGUUAAAUUCAAACUAACCGUGGUGACAGCAAAACCAACUUCUUUUUGUUUCAGAAAUGGGAUUUUUUUAGGCCACAGUUGGAAUUCAGCAACAGAAGUGGUGGUGCAGCUUCUCCAUCAUAUACACUUCUCAUGUUCCUACACCUCUGUUGCCCUCUUCUUGUGAGUGCACAAAUUCAUCUGGGUGUAUGGUAAAAUAGAAUUGAUACACGGGCAAACCAGUGGCUGUGUUUCAAUGGAAGGAAUCCCUGGUCUGGUUUAUCUCACAGCCAUGCAAACAGCUGCACUGACAACAGAAAAAAAUGCACUUGGAACAGUGUCCUGAAAUUGUCACCGCUCCACUGGAACAGACAUCUGAAAAGAGCAAGAGAAAAAGGAGAGUUAGACAGCAGCUUGUGCUGCAGGAGCGGCAGUGUGUGGUGCUGUGAUGGAAACAACAGAGACCAUUUGAUACUUUACUAGGCACAUUCUAAAGAUCAAUCUAAACAUUGUUUUACUCGCAUUCGUUACUCACGUUAGCCUGAGAUGGCUCUGAACUUCAUUGGUAUGGUGUCAGAACACGUGUGGAACGGGAGAUAGAUGUGCUGAAGAAGCUCAGUGGCUGCUGUGCCGACACAGCAGUUAGAGCAAUAGGUUUGUUGACUGAAGCUAACCUGAGAACAAAAGCAAAAGGUCAGCAUGGGCAUUUUUCCCCUACCUAACCAGGUAAUCUUGAAUCAUUCUCUGUAAGCAAGAUCAAAAUCCUGUAUGAUUGUCACCAUUAUUAAGUAAUAUUUGUUUUCCAUCCUGAUGCUUUUUGCAAUUCUAUCAUGUCUUUGUAAUUAGCUUCAGGUGAAUCUAAUUGUGAUUUUAUAUUUUUUUUCCUGGCUGAAAUUUCGGUGGGUGCUGGAGUUGCUGAGCCAUCACUUGGGUAUUCCGUGAAGUCUUUAAGCUAGAGAACUGAAUCCUGCACCCCGAAGCACCCCGACUGCGCUCUGAGAUGCAGUCGCUGAAAUGUACCCUUACUGCUGUGACAGUGGCUGCCAGCGUCCUCCAAGCCUUUGUGUCUCUCUUCAGACAAAACAGACUCAGGCUGCAGCCUGAGAACACUGUAGAUUUUUGAGCAGUAGUUACAAAGCCAGAAGAAUCUCCCCUUCACUGCUAUACUUACAAGUCAGUGCAUUCCUUGGUGUUAACCUCUGGCUGUGCAGAUUAAUGUAAUGAUGUAAGGUGUGUCAGAUGGCUUCCUUCUGCAGGCAGAGAACACCUCUGCAGCCGCUGUUAGCGCAGGCCUCCGGAGGUGCCUCACUGAAGGGACGUUCUCAUUUUGUGGUGUGGAAGAGAAUCCACAUUAACAGGCAGUUACAAAUAACGGCUGUGACGGAGGAGCAAAACCUUUCCCAACAGCAGCAGUGCAUGUGGGUAGUGUGCACUCAGCAAGGAGAUGCAGCAUACCUGAAGUCUUGGAGCAGUGCUUUUAGGUAACAUUGCUGUUCUCUUGUCUCUCAUAUCUUUGUGCUAACCAUAUUUACAUUAAUUUUGUGUUCUUUUCCUUCGUGUUAUAAAGCCUCUUUUGUGUUUCUAACCACUCAUAAUUCCACAAAAUCUGGGUUUUAAGCUUGUAUGCCCCAAGACCCAAACAAAACAAGCGUUAGAUGGCUGUUUUUUCUUUGUCGUGUUUGCAGUGGUUUGUUGUUUAGUUUCAUUGGUUUCAUUUUAAACUGGAAAAUGGUACUCUAAAAUGUGGCACUCCACCCACUGACUGCAUACAAAAGGUUUUAAAUUAACAGGAGAGUUAACAUUCUUCCAAACCUCAGUGCAGAACAUAUAUAAUUAUGCUAAAUCGUUGUUGGAAGCUAUUUUGACAGGAAAUGUUGUCUGCCGUCUGAGAUUUCGCUAUAUGUAUAUACUUCAGGCAUGUCAGCUUUGUUAAAGUCUCUUAAAGUGCAGCAUUAUUAAUAGCAGUAGAAUGAGCUGCCGUAGCCCACUUUAAUGCACUGUAAGUGUGGCAGUGGACGGAUGUUCCCUCCACCUUGCCUCCAGCUUUGUAUGGAGCUCCAGUUGUCCUGUGUCUCAGUACUGACAUUUGUCAAGUUGAACCGCUUGUCUUUAAACCUACACAACUAUUCCAGGGAUUGUUUAUAUUAAAAUUUACUUUAUUCUGUAAACUGUUGAAUUUCCAGUUUUAGAUAGUGAGGCUUUGUUUGUAUUUUCCUUUGUUACCUUUUAGAUGUAAUAGGGAUGCCCAGGUUUAACUGCGAACAGUAAUGAACUAACAGUAAAUACCAUUUGUAUUUUAUUUGCAUGUUUUCAAGCCUGAAGCUUUUCUGCCUGUCAGCUCAAAUGGUUUAGUAUUGAGUUUAUCGUCAUUCUUUUCUCUUCCGAAAUGCUCCCCAGGUUACUUUAACAAAUAUUGUAAUGAAUUGAUCAUUUUUUGUCCUUGCGGGGGGGGGGGGGGGGGGGGGGGGGGAAGAAUGCUGCGUUGGUUAAAUUUUAAUCUUCACUACCAAAAUUUGACCAGCUUUGGGCGUGCGCACUCCCAUCUAACUGCAGCUCAGUCACAGCAUACUCUGCAUUCAACUUCUUUUUCCAGGUAGGAAAAAAGGGCUACAAGGGUUCUUCUGCUAACAGAACAGGAAGUCCCUUAUCUUCUAAAGCUGCGUGACUCCAUGCUUAAUUGCAGGCUCCAGGCAGAUACGAAACAUGCCUUGCUCAAAUGAAUUACUUGAGCCUGUACAAGCAAUUUCAGGACCUACGGCAUAGAAGCCAGAUGAGACAAUCUAACCCUCAACUCUUUGAAUAAAAGACAAAUAAGUGAAAGAAGAAGAUGAGCAGAGGCCAAGACAGUGAUGAUUUAGUGAAGCACAACAUUAAAAGAACAGGAAAAAAAAAGAAAGUUUACCAAUAAGAAAUCACUUCUGGUUUGAUGGUGACCCUUCCCUAAGGGAUCAUCCUUCUUGGUGCCCUCACAUCACUCCCAAAGUCCAGUAUUUAACACAAAAUUAGGGCUCCUGCGGCUCCUCCUCUUCCUUCAGCCUGCAGAAAGGUUGAUCAUAAAGGCACCCACCUAAUUCCAGUUCUCCCAGUUGUGGGGUAAUCAGCUCAUUAUGCCGAUGACAGAAAACUGUAAUAUAUAUGCUAUGAUUAAAAAUAUUUUUCUCUUUAUAUGAACAAAAGUGGUCAUUUAAUGCUUAUAUUAUUUCUGGUCAGAGGAAGGUGCACUCCCUUCUUUAGGAUCAGAGAUGAAAUCAUUACAGAUAAUUAACAACUUUGCUUUACAUUUUAAGUCUGCUUAAUACAGUUAUUUUCCUUGGUGGCUAUCAGAAAGAAAAUCCAAACAAAAAAACCUCAGUAUGGUAUUGUACAGAAUAAAUAUGAGUUAGAAUUGCUACAUAAUUAUAUUUGUGCAUGUCUCCCCUUGAUCCUCCCUUCUGAAUAAGACUUGGAAGCAAAGCAAUGAUAAUCUGUUCCUCACAAAUCCUUCCUAGGGAGUAUGUGGACCAUAAACUAAUAAGGUUUUAGCUCUUCUUUCUGAGAGAGGAAAUAAGUAGUGCAGUAUUAAAACAUUCAUAUGGCAUUAAAGAAUUCCAAAAAGAAGUAGAAAAUUAGAAGGUUAGGCUUAAGAACACUUCUUUCCUACAACUAAGGAAGAGUUUAUGAUACUGUAGGCUGGAACAGACAAGGGCUUCUUUGUGCUUACCUUUCUUCUGAGGGUUGCACAAAGUGAUAGUAGGUGUAUUUGUAUCUAGUCCCUUCCAAUAGAAUAUAGUCUACACAGUCUCUUUUAGUCUAAAGGCUACCUUCAUCUUGACUACUGUGUACAGUUCUGCAGUUUUCUCCCAUCUCAGUAAGAAUACAACAGAACUGGAAGAAUAUUUGAAUAAGGGCAAUAAGGACAAACGCACGGAAAUUGAAUUUCAGAACAGUGAAUUAUAAAGGUAGAAAAUCAGUUCUUUAUGAAGAGGAUCCUGCUUCUGUUGAUGGUAAAGCAAUGCAAACAAUAAAAGAAGGCAAAGAGAGUGCCAGGUCUCUUUGAAAUCAGCACAUAUUAUUUAUCCUUUGUAUAGCAUAGUUCUUGAUAUGCGCAAAACUAAUUUUCAGUGCAUUUCUUAUUGCAAUAGAACAGACAUACUGCCUUCCCUGCUCGCUGGGCAUCAUUUCAUGAAAAAACUUUUGGCAAAUCUAAGUGUUAUAAGAGUCUCUUUCCGUGGUAAGGUGGAACUGCUAGUUCAAAGCUAUCUGAUUUCACAUCAUGAGUUCAUAGAAACAUGUCCGUAAGUAGCAAGGGGCUUCUGCACUUCUGUAGUAUGGCUUUCUGUUCAAGGCAGGCCCCAUUAGAGCAGGUUGCUUUAGGCUAUCUCCAGCUGAGAUGUACACAUAUGUACAUCUAUAGAUAUAUUAAGGAGCCUAUAUCUAUAUCUCUCUCUCUCUCUAUAUAUAUAUAUAUCUAUAUGUGACAUAUAGAUAUAUUUAUUAGAUAUAAAUAGAUAUAUAGAUUUCAUUUAUUAGAUUUUCCAUGUUGCAGCUUAUUACCAUUUGCCUAUUGUUCACCUCUAGGGAGAACCAAGCUCUACCUUCUCUACAACCUGCUUGCCAUCAUCAUCUUUAAUGCUAACCAAACCCAUCUCCAUCAACUUCUCUCUCCCUGAGCCCUCCAGUGGCCUUCGCUAAUCUUGUUUUAGUAGACGAACAUGUGUCUUCUACAAGUCCAAAACUAUAGACAGUAUUCCAGAUGUAGUCUCAUGGGUGCCAAAUAGAUGGGAAAAAUGAUUUUCUUCCAAACCUAUUGGCUCUAUUCAGCCCAGCGUGCAGCUGGACACAUUUGCUUGCAAGGCCACGCAGUUGACUUGUCUGCUGUGACCCCUGUGUCUUCUACUAAGCUGCUCUCUAGACAGUUCCCAACCUGUCGUGCCACAUAGGGUUGUGUCAGCCCAGGUACAGGGCUCUGUGUCUGCUGAACUUCAUGAGGUCCCUGACAGCUCAUUUUUCCAGUCUGACCAGGUCCAUCUGCACAGCAGCCCUGCCCUCCAGUGUAUCAGCCACUCCCCCCAAUUUGCUAUCGCCCACAAACUUGGUGAGAGUUCACUUGAUCCCAUCAUCCUGGUCAUUACAGCAGCCAUUGCAGGAACCGAGGUUGAUGUAACCCCUAUAAAAGAAAGCAAGUCAAACAUCCUUCCAGUGAUAUGCUAGAAUGUGUGUUUUACAAAAAUAAAUGGAAGAGUUGCAUUGCUUUAUCUCUUCCUAUCGAGGUAUAAAAAUCAAGAGUAGCCCUAGGAUCCACGAGAAGCAGGCCUGGUUCUCUUCUGGGUGCAAAUGCUGUAACACAGAACUUGACUUACAGCACGUAGUAAAUCCUCUGGAACGCAUGGAUGGGUGUCAAAACUUAAGAGCUAAGAAAGUCAGAAGUUAUUUAUAGAUUCCUUCACCAGAAUCUGCUAGUUUGUGGCUUUGCUCAAAGACAGAUGAUAUUUCCAUAUCAUAAAAAAAGACCGUUUUGCAUCAAUGUGUACAUGGUGCUCCAAGAACACACUUGCAGUCUGUUCUUUGCCUGGGUGAUGGAAGGCACGGGAUGGACUUUUUGCUGGUAGCCAUUAUAGUUGAGGAGAGAGCAGAAUCUGGAACAGAACCAAACCAAAUCGGAAAGAAAGCCUGAUGUAAAAAAGAAUGCUGUAGGAGUCAUUUAGCUCCUCUGCACACACUAUAACUGUAAGCCAGUUUCAAGAACAUUUAUGUAAUAACAACCUUUCUAGCACACAGCUGUCUGUUAUGUGCAGCUCUGCACUAGCACAGCAUUGCUAUGGAACAGGCACAACAUCACUACCAAAGACCAUGUCAAGGACAGGCCUAGAGACAUGGUUCCCAAAAUUCUCUCCUUGUACUCAGAAGCUUACUUUUCCAAAGACACUCCAGGUUAUACCAUAGACUGGUACAAUCUUAAAUUGAAACUGGAUUUUGUUCUGUAUGCCAGAAGUGGAUUUAUGAGAUAGCACCAAGAAGCAUCACAAACUGGUUAAGUGGAACAUUUUCUGAUCUUUCACAUGAGUCUCUCUCUCCAAAUUAUGCUUUAUAACUCUUACAGUUUAUGGAAUGACAUCCCCAACAACACGAGCUGAAGAAAACAUUGGUAAACAGGAAGCAUUGGCUGUGAAAAAGAACAGAGGAGGGCAAGAUGAAAGAGAAGUCAGCCAAACUUCUAAGAAGUGGAAACAGAGGCUGAACAUUCCCAAACAAAUUCUGGAAUAAGACUGUUCUUUCAGUGAAGAUGAUGGUGAAAAGGUUGAUUGUGUACUAUUGGGGCAUUCGGUAUCUGAAGGAACAGACACUUGUAAGGGGUGUAGGCCAAACCUUUGUCCCAAUGCAAUGUUUAAGAAAACGUAACUUGGAGACAGUUGCCACAUACAGCAAUCAUACACAGUUCAUUGACUUGCUGCUGGGAAUCAGCUCUUCAGAUUUAAUGAUUCUGAUACCUUCACAGCGAGGAAUAUUUUUUCUUCACCAGAUUUCCUCCAGGAGCUGGUGCCACAGAACCCAAUUUGGGAGUUAAGCUGGGAUACUGGACAUCAAAGUGUGGUUCCCCGGCUCUGUCACAGUCCUCAUGUAAGACCAUAAGCAAAUCACCCUGCUUCCAUUUCCAUCUCUAACAAUGGGGAAAGUAAUUUCUUCCACCGUUCUUUCUUAGUUCAGUUUGCUUAGUUCAGUAAUCCGCUGGAGUAGGAAAUAUGUCAUACAGAGUAAUCAUAACAUGCUUAACAUAGAACCCUGAUUUUGUAGAACUUAUCUUAUAUACCUACACACCCUGAUACUACAAUCAUCAUCAGUACUAGAGAUCGUCAUCAUAGCUAAGUGAUGAGUCUGUCUAUACAGACACACACAUACAUGCGCGCCAACCUCGACUACGGUCAAUGCUUUUUAAUUUCUCAGUUAAAACAACUGCUUUUACUAAAUAAGAAGUGUUAGCGGAACCAAUUCUGUUGCUAGAGAAAUACACCUUUGCAGCCAUUCAGUCAGCACAGAUAUACCAUUACACCAUUCUCAGAAUCACUGUUCAAAACAACGUAAGUAAAACUACCACUGAGCACAUGCAACCUUGGUUAAGGAUAUUUGAAAAGCAAAUGCUUCUCCCACCCUCACACAGCUCCAGUUCACAUAAAGUAAGAAUUCAUGAGUAAGAAAGCACGCAUCACCUGUGACAUAUAGCUUACAUCAGUCACCGGGUGCUUCAGAAAGAAGGAUCACCAGAAAAUGUGGAUAUAGCAUUUGCAGUGUUUAAGUAUUAUUUAAAAGUUUAAAGGGACUGUGAAGGCUCAUGCAUAAACUUCAAAUGUCUGUAGCGUUUUUUCUUAGCUAUACAACAUGGCAAUUAACUCGGCAACCCAGUUCCUUGAACUAAACUGUUUCCUUUUAUGAGAUUUUUUUUGCCCCACUUUCCUGAGAUGUUCUCCUUUUAACUUUUAUCACAGUUCACAUGAAAUGGAACUCCUGACUUACGCUCCUUACUUCAUCACAUAAUAUCACACUGCAUCUUCGUCUGCUUUCUGACAGCAGCAGCUGCAGUCUGAGCAUGUCGGUCUCAUGUGAUUUUUAGCAGUGAUUUUAAGAUUACUGCCCUUCCCUCAGAGAACAAUGUUUUUCUAAAUCAAAGAUGACAUGUUGGGUAGCACAUAUAAUGACAGAGGAGUAGAAAAGGCGCUCACAGACACGAUCACCACCAGUAGCCUCAAAGAUUCUGCACCAUCACACUAAAUCAGCUUCUGUGGUCUCUACAGAAAGAGAAGCUGUGGAACCCCAAUAGCACGCUGUCGAUCUCUCUCCUGUUCUAGAAGAACAUUUCCCAGGGCUGCAGAAUACCAGCAGGAUGGCUCUCUUUCCAUUCAAACUGUUUAUAUAGAAAGCAUUCAGCAGUUACUUGAAGAAGUAUUACAGCAGCGCCUUAUUUAUUGACUGCUCUAUGUACAAUUUCUGCACAUACCACCUCCCCUAAACGUUAAUCAUUUGUCCGUUUGUUGUUUGUGACAGUUGGAUAACACGCAUGUGGUACGUAGACAAGAAUUAGCCAGCUUAGAUGAAAAAUCCUUGUCAGCUGCAGUAACCCAACAGCAGCACAUUGCACCCUGCCUCCUGAAGGGCAAACAUACCGGACAAUCCACGUUGCUCCCUCGGAUACUGUUCUUAUUGUCAUAUCCGAUGGUAUGCUGGAUGGGACACUGUUCAACUGGAAGUUUCACUAAACUGCUGUUGAGAGCUAUUAAAACACUGUAAUAGGUGUGACUUAUUGACCGGAAGAGUCAGUAAACAAAUAAUGUACAAGUGACAAUAUAAAAACAGUGUAACAGCAAUUAGCGGUGUGACUCCAUGAGUAAUAAGAAAAUUGCUUUGACCCAUUUGAUGGCAGUAGCGACAAAAUCUCAAAAAUAAAUCAAUUCUAUCCCAAACCGAUGGAUUUUGUUCUGACUUGAGCAUUAGCAACACCUUUUCCAGACCACCGACAACAGUCAUGUUUGCCAGAGAUGGCAGUUCUGACACACGAGCCCACCUCCCCCGGGAAACACAGCAGGAGCUGCGCUCCACAGCGCUGGUACCACUGCAGAGAUGGGCACACAGCGGCGGCAUCCAUCAGGAGCGGCCGUGCUGCGAGCUGCCAGCAAACCACAGCACAGCAUCCCGAGCCACCACCCGCCAUCCCUUCGCUCAGUACAAGCUCUCAGGCUGGAAACCAGGCUUUCUUCUGGUCUGCAAGGUUCACACCGCGACUGCGUCUACUUCUUCAAGUACAGCACACAGCUUUGCCUGGGCUGCCAUAGAAGUGCUGGUAUUCUGCACGCAGUUGCACAAAGGCACACCGAUAUCCCGCCCGCAGCCGGGGUGCCUCACCAUCUGCCCCACGCUACACCAACUUGUGUGCCAAUACAAACACAUCUCAGAGCACGGACUGAUGGCAGCGUAACAAAAACAAACCCGAUCCGUCUGUGCAUGCUUCUUGUCUUCUGAAAUCAGACCACAUAUGAUUUCCACUUCUGAUGAAAGAGGUAUGUUAUCCAAAAAGAGAAAUCAGAUUAUUUUAAGGCAAAAGAAUUAUUCUUCAGUAUGCAUACGCAAAAAUAUUCUAUGUCUUUGAUGAAAAUACUGUUCACUACAAAACCAAACAAAUAAACAACCUUUAGGCUGCUUUCUAAUAGUAAGAUGACCAAGAACAGUUUCUUGUUAAGCCCAUUGAAAGAAAGAAAUCUCUGUCUUUCUCUCUAAUUUUAAGUUUAUCCCCAGUGGUGUUCCUAUCCCAAAGGGUGCCAAUGCCACAGGAGAGAAAGCCAUCACCGAAACAAAGCCCCAGCAUAGAGAGGGCUUGGACUGCAGGGAGCAUCGGCAUGGAACACAGCAGUUACGAAAGGUCUGAUGAAAGAACUGCAACACAACAAUGAAGAGAAGUUGUAUAGAAGUGGCAUUGUGUACUGAGAGGGGCAAUGACACCACGGUGGGAAGAUGGUAUCCAGCUGUGCAUUUUUCAAAAAUAAUUGAAGACUUAGGAAGGGAAAAAGGGGAAAGAGACCUAAAAAUUAUAUGACUGGGAAACAAACAAACAAACAAACAACCCCCCCCCAAAAAAAAACCCACAAAAACCACAGCAGAAGAUCCCUCCGGGAUAAGGCUGUGUGGCCGGGAAGGCUCCAAGUUCCUCUCCUCGCAGCCCGGCCGGGGGAGCAGCCCCGCUCCUCCAGCGCUGAGCAACCGCGCCGCUCCGGCACUGCGUCCCAGCGCUGCAGCGCCAGAGCGGACCGAUGCGGAGCGUCACCGCCGGCCGAGCUCCCCGCCGAGCGUCCGGCACGGCGCCCCGGGACCGCAGCCGCAGCCCCUCCCUUCUGGCGGGACGGACAGAGCGCGGUCCGCGGCCCCGGCUGCGGGGAGCCGACCCGGGGCAGGAGCAGCCCUUUAUAGCCGGCUCACACCCACACGGCGCUCGCAGAGUGCGGCAGCGCUGCCCGGAGCCGCAUCCCCGCCCGCCCGCCCGCCGCGCUGCGCAUGGAGCCCCGCCGCCCGGCCCCGCUGCCGCUCGUGCUGCUGCUGCUCGCCGCCGUUUAUAGAGGCACCUUGGGGGAAGCUCAUGUUAGGAACCGAAGAGGAAUUCUUGAAUUAGCUGGAGCCAUUAGAUGCACUACAGGGCGGUCUCCUUUUGCCUACCUACGUUACGGAUGCUACUGCGGCCUGGGAGGAAGGGGAUGGCCCAAGGACAGAGUGGACUGGUGCUGCUUUAACCACGACUGUUGCUAUGGUAAGGCAGAGCAAGCAGGCUGUCACCCCAAGAUAGAAAGUUACCACUGGGAAUGCGAGGACAACACUGCUGUAUGUGAAUCACUAGAAGACAAAUGUCAAAAAAUGGCAUGUGAAUGUGAUCGUGAAGCUGCCAAAUGUUUUUCUAAAGCUCCCUACCAUACCAAGUACCUCCUGUGGCCAGAUAUGAUGUGUGGUGAGGUUCAACCUUUGUGUAGAUAUUAAAUACACAACAUCAGCCCCUAUGAAAACUUUGUACUUAUUUAAAAUCUGGAAAGACGGCUUUUGUGACAGUAGCGACAGGAAAUGAUUUCUCUUUCUUGUCCUUCCCUCCUGCUGCUCCUCUGCCUUAGAAUGGCCAAAGUAAACACUUCUCUUCUUAUUUACUUUCUACAAUACAUGGACUAAAACCAA